GUUGUGCUCCGAAAUAUAACAUUAGGUGUUCACAUCAAAGACUUUCAUUUCGUCUGUUACGAAGAUCAUAAUCGGGCACUGACGCUCCACACUGGUGACCCCGACGAACACGAAGCAAAGAAAAUAAAACCUCGCGGAAAAUGCCCGACGACACAACGAAAGCACCGCCCCAAGGCAACGUGCCCGAGCAAGCUGCAGCAUUUGGAGAGCCGGUCCCUACUACACCCGCUCCCGAAGUAUAUCGCGUAAGCGUCAAAGUUCCACCUUUUUGGCCGGAGGAGCCCGAGAUAUGGUUUGCUCAGAUUGAAGGGCAAUUUAGCCUGUCGAAUAUUACGGCAGACCAGACUAAAUUCAACUAUGUGAUCAGUCAUCUUGAUCAACAACACUGCAAAGACGUUAAAGAUUUGAUUGUUUCACCACCUGCCGAAAAUAAAUAUAAAAAACUGAAAGAAGAGCUAAUCAAACGACUCUCCGCCUCGAAAGAUAAGAAGGUGAAACAACUGCUGAUGCAUGAGGAACUUGGAGACCGCAAACCAUCGCAGUUCCUCAGGCACCUCAGAGGCCUAGGCGGGCCAACGCUGGCUGAAGACCUGCUGCUGUCAAUCUGGAGGUCACGCCUGCCCAACAACAUUCAAACGGUUAUCGCUGUGCAACCUGACGCCUCCCUCGACGUAUUAGCAGACUUAGCGGACAAAGUCCAAGACAUCGCACCUUCAACUCCACAAGUUGCGUCAACGUCAUCAGAAUUUCCCGGCUCUUCCCUAGGUGAACUAAAAACCGAAAUCGCAGAACUAAGGAAACAAAUGGAAAGCUUGAAAACCAACUUAAAUAGAUCUCGCUCACCGUAUCGUUCCGGGUCAACACGCCGUCAACGCAGCAAGUCCGUCAAGCGUUCAUCAUCUAACUAUCAAAGAUUUCCCGUAUGUUGGUAUCACGCCAAGUUCGGGAAAAAUGCAACAAGGUGUGAUAAGCCAUGUGAUUUUCCGUCGGAAAACUUGCCGGGCAGUCAGUGAUGGCGACGGACGAUUGCCACGGCACUUCAGGUCGCCUGUUUGUAACUGAGCGCAAUACCAAGAUGCAGUUUCUCAUUGACACGGGCAGUGAUCUCUGCGUCUUCCCGCACACAUUACUUAAACAGCGCCGCUCUAAAACAAAUUACCAGCUGUCAGCCGCUAACAAUUCACCCAUUGACACCUUCGGCUACGCGCACCUAAUUCUAGACCUGGGCCUACGCCGCGAAUACCCCUGGCGUUUUAUCGUUGCCGAUGUUAGUAAAGCGAUUAUCGGAGCUGACUUUCUAGGACACUACAACCUUAUGGUUAGCAUCCGACAAAAACGAUUAAUCGAUGCUACCACUUCAAUUUUCGCAACAGGCACAGUCG
Molecule: messenger RNA, 1382 nt
Organism: Cydia splendana
Lineage: Eukaryota; Metazoa; Arthropoda; Insecta; Lepidoptera; Tortricidae
Exons: 1
Coding region: 141-1013 (290 amino acids)
Source: RefSeq, a predicted model, not a curated record